Molecule: messenger RNA, 6136 nt
Organism: Ictidomys tridecemlineatus (thirteen-lined ground squirrel)
Lineage: Eukaryota; Metazoa; Chordata; Mammalia; Rodentia; Sciuridae
Gene: Pawr
Product: pro-apoptotic WT1 regulator
Biological process (GO): apoptotic process; positive regulation of apoptotic process
Cellular component (GO): cytoplasm
Source: RefSeq, a predicted model, not a curated record
GGUGAGCACCCAGCCAGCCCCUCUGGGAAUAUGGCGACCGGUGGCUACCGGACCAGCAGCGGCCUCAGCGGCAGCACCACAGACUUCCUGGAGGAGUGGAAGGCGAAGCGCGAGAAGAUGCGCGCCAAGCAGAACCCCCCGGGACCCUCAGCCCCGGGCGGGGGCAGCAGCGACGCGGCCGGGAAGCCCCCGGCGGGGGCGGUGGGCACUUCGACGGCGGCUGCCACGGCCAACGAGCUCAACAACAAUCUCCCAGGCGGCUCGGCCGCACCUGCUGUCCCCGGCCCCGGGGGCGUGAACUGUAGUGUCGGCUCCACCGCGCUGGCUCGGGCGGCCCCCGGCCCGCGGCGGCCAGAGGACGAGACCCCCGCCGCCGCCGCCUCCGGAGCUCCGCCGCCUCGGGGUGAAGAGGAGGAACCGGAUAGCGCCCCGGAGAAGGGCAGGAGCUCGGGCCCAAGUGCCAGGAAAGGCAAGGGGCAGAUUGAGAAGAGAAAGCUGCGGGAGAAGAGGCGCUCCACCGGCGUGGUCAAUAUCCCCGCGGCAGAGUGCUUAGAUGAAUACGAAGAUGACGAAGCGGGGCAGAAAGAGCGGAAGCGAGAAGAUGCAAUUACCCAGCAGAAUACAAUGCAGAAUGAAGCUGUAAGUUUAUUAGAUCCAGGCACUUCCUGUCUGCCACCGGAAACAUCUAGAACUGUUUCAGGCAGAUAUAAAAGCACAACUACUGCCUCUGAAGAUGAUGUCUCAAGUAGAUAUACCCGAAUAGACAGAAGUGGGUUCAGUAGGUACAACAGAGAUGCAAAUGUUGCAAGUAAUUUGGUCUCAAAUAGCACAUUGGAAAAGAAAAUUGAAGAUCUUGAAAAGGAAGUAGUAAGAGAAAGGCAAGAAAACCUAAGACUUGUGAGACUGAUGCAAGAUAAAGAGGAAAUGAUUGGAAAACUCAAAGAAGAAAUUGAUUUGUUAAAUAGAGACCUAGAUGACAUAGAAGAUGAAAAUGAACAACUAAAGCAGGAAAAUAAAACUCUUUUGAAAGUUGUUGGGCAGUUGACAAGGUAGAAGAUUCAAGGCCCAAUAUGGAAAAAUAUUUUAAUAACUACUGAUUGAAUGUUACGAUUAAUGCUAGGACAAUAUUCCUAUGCUUGCAAUACAUUAAAGUAACUAUGUAUAUUUAUUUCUAGAAAAUGGAUGUUUAUUUUCAAAAUAUUUCUUUUUCAUUAUUAGUUUCAAAAAAGCAUCAAUCUUUUAUUUCAUAAAUAACAUCUUUCAGUUAUUGAAAUGAUAGGUAAUGUCUCUUUAGGUUUUGUGUGGUAUUCAAAUAAUAUAUGGUUUAAAGUCACAGCCGUUUGAAUAUAUUUUAUCUGUUAGUACAUUUUCUUCAUAAAGGUAUAUCCAUAGUCAUUGUUUACAUGAAUUCAAAUAUUUGGGGGAAUUACCUACAAAUGCCUUAUUUUGCUGUGUGCAGCCUUUUAUAUGUUGAAGACUUGGUCAUUAAGGUCUUUUUCUACUGUCAUUUGUUCUUUCCACUUAUUCCAAAUGAUUUAGAGUAACAAGUAGUAGUUGCAGUAUUUUGUGUAACCGUAAUCUUUUAAAGGAAAGCUGUUAUAAAAAGUCACUUAAUAUCAUGUCCUAGUUGCCUAAAAUCCAGAGAAUGCUUGAAUUAUGCUAUAGUAAAUGAGUUUACUAUUUUGUCUUUGAAUAUUGAAAAAUUUUUCAAUUACUUCAGCUUCUUAAAAACACAGUUGUAAUUUUAAUCUGUAAUUUCCUGUGUAAGUACUACUUUUUUUUUGUCCCAAGUUUUAUUAGUGAAUAUGGUAUAUUUUAAAAGAUGUUUAUUCAUCAGGCCUCAAAAAUGUGUUUAAUUUCAAUGUUUAAGAAGAAAAUUCAGCAUUUUAUUAUCCAUAUGCAUGAAAAUCAGAAACAAAAUAUUUAUCCACACUUAAGACAUUUAUACAUAUUUUAACAAUAUGUAAGCAGAAGUAGUACUAAAAUACAUUGCCUCAUUUCUAAGUUGGAAAAUCCUUUGACAGUGUUUCUCAUGAGUCCAUUCACCUAUACCAGUUUUAAGGGCUUUUUCUUUGUAACACUGAAAUUUUAAAAAAGUUAUUUUUUUUUAAGAAUUAUAAACAUGGUCUCUCCUAUUAAAUAUUCUUAGGGUUGUUUUAUAUUACAUUUUUAUGUUGAGUAAGAGCCCACCUCCUUCCUUAACAUACAUUAAGGAUGUCUGCCUGGUAGUGAAUCUCAAGUAGUAGUAAUGAUGUCCUUUUAUCCUGUCAAUGUAUGAAAGUGGCUUGAACAAAAUCCAUUUUGGUUACCCUUUUCUUUUUUUCCUUUACUUGCAAGCUCAUGCAUUUAUUCACUGUUAGAAAAAUAGGGAAGGUAAGACAGUUGGGAGAAAAUGUGGAAUAAUUAUAAAUAUCAAAUGUUGAAUUCUGAAAAUUUCUAUGUUCACCCAAGUUAUCUUUUCCCACUCUCCACUUGGGAAGUUUCAAGAUUGGGUGAUCAUCAAACUCACUUGAGAAACUACAAAGAGUUUCCGAGUUUAGUUCCUGAAUAGGUUUAAGUUGAAAUCCUGGAUUCAAGAAUUUUUAAAGUUUAUGAUCUGAUGAUUCUGAUUAUAACUUAGUUUUGGAAUCAGAUACUAUUGUGUUUGUGUCUUUGCUCCAGUAAUUCCCAGUGAAGAUCCUGAAACCGACAAUUUCAGUUAUCUGUAUUUUCCUCUUUUUAGUUUAUUUAAUGAUUAAUCUGGUUCAGGGAGCAGUUUUUAUGUCCAUAUAAAUGUUUACUGCUCGAUAUUAGAUUCCAAAUUUGGUAUAGUUACAGAAUUACUAUUAAGCAUUUCCUUCCUAGAUUUUUACUUAGUAUAGGAACAGUGUUCUGCUGCCCACAUGUCAAAGUAGUGUGCUAGGCCUAGUUACCAUGUUGGUUGUGAGGUACUCAUCUCUCUUUAGCCAUCCUUAGGUAUAUGACAGAAAUGUCCCCAUUUCCUAAUUCUUCUUUACCUUUUAUAUGUUGUGAAGAUGUUGUUAGUAUUCAACCUCAAAAAUAUAUUGGUAUAUUGGUUUUUCAGUACAAGAAUUACUUUGAAUUUUCUACUUAAUUCAUUAUAUAAAUAAAGGAACAAUUCAUUUUACUUGUAAAAAUUACAUCAGUUACAGAAGUUUUAAAGACUGAGCUAUUUUGAAAUUUUCCCUUCUUUUAAUGGGAACAUUUCAAUUUUUGCUUUUUUAUCUUAAUGAUACCAAGGGCAUAUACAAUAAUUGCCUGACAAUUUAGGCAAAGCAUUUCACAUGCAGUCCUUCCCCCACCUCCUUAGAAUGUGUAUGUAUUUCACAUACAAAUUUUUACCCUAUUGAAAAAUGAAUAGGAUCUGCUCCAAUUUCUCUUUGAAAUUUAUUUAAAAUGUUGAGACUUUAAAAUGUUAACCUAAGUAAUGUGUACUGCCCUAGAAAAUUUCAUAUUUUCAGUAAAGUACAAGUAAUUUAUGAAAUUUAGUCCUAUUAGGAAAUAUUGUUUCUCAUAUUUCCUGGGAAUUUGUGGCAAAAUAAAGCACAUACAGAGUUCUAAUGUAUUUAUGACAUCAUUUUCUAAAAGUUUAUUAUCUUUAAGAUGAACAUGACUUGCCACCCUAAUUCUUCUAUGGAUUACUUAAAAAUAACUACUAAUCUUUAUUUCAUUUUCUAGAAUUAUUGAUAAUUUUAUUGUAAUGCAAUUAUUUUUAGAAAGGAAGGAGAAGGAUUUGUGAUGUCUUUUUAUCUGAGAGAUUUACUAAAUAAUAGAUUAUAGCACUGUUACACUUAGUCAAGUAGUUUAAAAUUUAGAAAAGUAAGUAUUGGGGCAAGCACAUGAAGCAGUGUAGUUUUAUUUUUUUCUUAAUAAAUUUUAAAAAUGUUAAAUUGUGAUAGAAGCGCAAUGUGUUCUUAAGGUGAAAAACCUACCUCAGUUAUAUUUGGUUUAUGUUUUCUGGAGUAAUCUGGAUUUUUAUAAUUAGAAAUUAAAUGUAAAUUUUUGAGUCCACGUUUACUUUGUUGAAAACAGUACAGGUCCAUGUAGUAGAAAUAUCCAUAUGCUCAAUACCAUAAGACGAAACAAUGAAGACCUUGGAUUUGAUAUUGGUCUGAUGUCCUAAACAACCUUCACAUUUUGGUUUGUAGUUUUAUGAAUUUGAGUAACUAGUAAGUUCCAAGUAGUGUUGGUACUUACUUAAUAACUAAUCAUGAUUUUGUUAACUUGUUCCAAGAUUUAGGUGUAUAUUUUCAUUCUUGCAGUAUAUGAAACCAAGGACAUCAGUUUUUCGUUAGAGGGAAUAUGUUAAAUGAGAAAGAAUCAGCAUUCAAGAUUCAGACCUUUAAAAUAAGAAGUUUAGAUUUGUGUGAAAUGUUUUCAUUGUAUUUGUACCAGUCCUAAUAUAUAACAGCAAAGCUUGAGUCCUUUUGCAUUGGAAGUAUGCUUUCAUAAGUAAAGGAUAUCCCAUUAAUGAGAAUUUUAACUUACACUAGUGAGACACUUUUCUUUUGUUCAUUAAACUGAGAGCAUAAUAUUAAUAGCAAAUUUGCUAAAUAAGCACAAUGACAGAGGCACCUUCCUCUAAGCUAUUCAGAUUUUCCUUGAUGUAUAUAAGUUGAAAUCAUAUUCUCUCCUUAUCCCCACACAAUAAUUAUGUGUGAGUUUGUAAAAGUAUGUAUGUGGGUAUUGUAUUGCAUUUUCAUACCUAUUUCAGCAAGUAUUUAUUAGUCACCUGAGUGUAGUACUGUUACAGGUGUUACAGAAUUUUUAAAUCAAUGGACAUGGACCAACUCUUCUGUUUAGCAAUGUACAAUCUAUAUAGUGUGUUUCAGUAGCAUAAAACAUACAUAGUCUUAUGCAACAUUAGCAUGUCUGAUCUGGAUAGUUCAUUCAAAAAUAUUUUGAAUUAAUUAUCCAGAAAUUGUCUUUUAGAUGUAGUUACUGUAGGUACUGUUUAAUUUGAUGCAACAUUUACUGAUGAGUGGAGAGAAAGAACUGAUGCAUAAUAAGAAGUAUCUUAGCAUUUUUUUAAGAUAAUUGUACUUUAGGAAAAGAACAUUAUUAAGGAAUUUAAAGCAGUAACGAAGUGAAAAGAAUUCAGUGUUUAUCAGAUACACCAAACUGUUGAUAAUAUUCAAAUGUGAUUUCAAGUUAGUAUUUCCAUAUAUAUUAUUGAUUAAUGGUAUAUUUUUAAGUAUGGAAAUUGUCUUUAAUCUAUAGUUCACAUAUUGGCAGUCACUUUGAUAAUAAUAAAAUGUUAGUGAUGAUCACUUGGUGGACAUUAAGUACUUGUCUUUUGUUUUCUCCUCUGGACACCUAAUUAGAUAUGUGACUUUUUUGGUGAACUUGUUUUUUAAAAGAUUUGGCUGUGCUAUGCAGAGUAUCUUCCUUCAUGUUGUUUUUCCUAAAUUUAAGAAGUAGCUGUUGGUACCAGCAAAGACCAUGUGAGAACAAAAACUAUAUUUUGUUGAAAAACCAGGUAAUUCAGAUAACCCAAAUAUUGGUGGGAAAAAUCCAGAUAAUUUAUUGAACAUAUUAGUAUUGUUUAGACCUUUUUUUGAUCAUUCCCAUUGCAUAUGUUUUCAUUGUGGAAUAGUCAGGUUAAUAUAGAUUCACUUUUAAUAUGCUUUGCAUGUGAAAAUAAUAAAUAUUCAAUAAAAAAGUGAGUUUUCAUUUAUUUUUUCAAUGCUGGUUGUUUUUUUGUCUGUUUUUGUUUUUCUCCUUCCUGUUCUAUUAGUGAACUCCUCUCCAUAAGUUUUAUUUUUUAAGUUAAUGGAUAAUUAUAAUCUAAUUGGCUUUGUAAAUCAUACAGAAACAGUAUGCAGCACUAUAAAAAUAUUUACUUGAUGUAUUAUUUUAGAAGAAGUAAUAUUUUAAGAAAAGAAUACAGUAUUAAGAUCUAAAUACAUUAAUAAUGGGCUUCUUGAAUUGAGAAAUGCACAUAUGUAUUCGCUGAGGAAAUUUUAACUGUCUUUGUGUUUUUAAAGUACAUGGUUUUUUAAUUCAAAAUUGGAACUGUAAAUGAAAUCUAAUGCUGUUUAAAGAAUUUCAGACCUCUCAUAGUUUGAAAAAGAUAAGUAUGACUCUAGAAAUGUGCAAAUCUAGUCUUUGUUUCUUUAGUAAAUGGUUUACAUAA